Durusdinium trenchii is the source of this 1689-nucleotide messenger RNA. The record is from the annotation of a GenBank genome assembly. NCBI's taxonomy places the organism in Eukaryota, Dinophyceae, Suessiales, Symbiodiniaceae.
AUGACUUCCAUGAGUCGACUACUUCGCUCCUUUGCCAAGCAAAGAAUACAAGUUCCUAUCUUGGCAGCUGCCAUCGUGACAUUUUUGCUGCACAGCAACAGAGGACUGAUUAAGUCACCCUCCGGAGGUGGAAGCGUUGCUGAUGGUGCAGCGUUUGCCUCCAUCGGACUUGUAGACAGCAAAGUCCGAUUGGGGGCAUGCGUAGGAAGUUUCCAGGUGUGUUUGUUAGCCUGCUUGUACCUGCUCAAACGACGUCGCGGGCAGAAGUGGCAGGGAGCAAACAUCAAUGCCCUCGUACCAUGCGUGGCAAUUGGGUGGACGAUCCGAUUUCUUUGUCCUGUUCCUACAGGGGUAACUGACCAGGCUUGGUCAAUGCUAUCCAUUUUUGUUUCGAUGAUUCUUGCAGUAGUCCUGAGACCUUUGUCCCCAGCAGCGACCACAAUCGUGGCCCUGUCUGCAGUGGUCUUUACUGGGACAGCUACACUUGCACAGGCGCUGAAGGCCUUCACUGAGGAGGUGGUUUGGCUGGUCCUGAUUGCUUUCUUUCUUGCUGAAGGCUUCCACAAGACUGGUUUGGGCGAUCGCAUUGCCUUGAAUGUGAUUCGGAUAGUUGGUGGAACGACGCUGGGGCUUGCAUACGGCUUGAACUUUGCUGAGCUCGUAGUUGCGGCUGCUAUGCCUUGUUCUGCAGCCAGGGCUGCAGCGAUGUUCUAUCCAAUUACAAAAUCUGUGUGCAAAGCCAGUGGAUCUGACCCUAAUGAGGGAACGGAGUCCAAGUGCGGCAAAUUCCUGGUGGAGUGCUGCUACCAGGCAACUGCAACGUCGUCGUGCAUGUUCCUCACGGGUGCUGCGCAAAACUACUUUGUGCUGAAAUUGGCCGAUGAUGUUGGCAUCCAUUUGGAUCAUCCUUUUCAUACUUGGUUUGCAGCAGCUGUAGUUCCAGCCUUCGUGUCCUUCUUGCUGACACCACUUGUGGCUCUGAAGCUCAUGCCACCAGAGUCACGAACAACAUCUGACGCACCGAAGGUUGCGAAGCAGCGGCUGGAUGAAAUGGGUCCCAUAUCGGAUGACGAGAAAGUCUUUCUCUUCGUUAUGCUUGGCAUGGUAGUCCUGUGGGCUUCGUCGUCCUUGAUUCACGUGAAACCUGCGAUCACAGCCUUUUGCGGCCUUGGGAUUCUUCUGUUGACCGGCGUCAUCACAUGGGAGGAUUGCGCAAAGAAUCAACAAGCGUGGAGCACUUUUGUAUCCUUUGCAACUUUGGUUGGCUUAGCUGAGAUGCUAAAGAUCCUUGGCAUUGUUGAGUGGUUGUCGUCGGUGGUAACGUCAAAAAUCAGAGCUGCAGGACUGGCACAGGUACCGGCCUUCCUGGUCAUCAUCACUUCGUACUGGCUAAUUCAUUAUCUCUUUGCCUCACAGGUGGCACAUGUAUCUGCUUUGUUCCAACCAUUUUUGGUUAUGCUGGUAGAAACGGGAACUCCAAAGAUUCCAGCCUUGUUUGCACUGGCCUUCGUGUCUAAUCUCUUUGCUACUUUGACUCCAUAUGCCUCUGCUCAGUCAGCAGUUCUCUUUGCUGGACAUUACAUAACUCCGGUAGAAUGGUACAAGGCUGGCUUUGUUUUCAUGCUCGCCUACUACAUAGAAUGGCUCGUAGUCGGUGCUGCAUGGUGGCGUCUGAUUGGGCUUGUUUGA